GUUCCUAAGAAAUUUUUAAGAUUGCAAGAUCUCUGAUUUGUGUAUUAAUAUCUCUAUCUCUUCACAAAAAAAAUGUGAUUCUAAACGUUUGGUUAAACCAACGUCAACGUACAUUCAAAUAAUAUAAACAGCGUUGUUUCCUUUCACAUACACACUUCACAAUUACAAUGAAGUUUCGCGGCUUUUCUUCAUCUACGCGAACCUGCAAAACCAAAUCACCAAUCCCUUUUUCCCCUUCUUCUUCUUCUCAUCAUGAUGCUGCUGCACCUCGAUUUUGCGGUGGUUUCAUUGAUUCUCCUCCUUCUCAGACUGAGGUUCAUGAGGCUCUUGCUUCUCUCCAACGGGUGUUAGCGCUUGCUUCUUGUGUCGAGCUUCAUAGGGACAUGUAUUGCAAAAAACCAGAAAAGGAGCUGAGCCAUGUUGGCCAAAUUUCUGACGGCAAUUCAGAUACAGAUUGGAUAGAACCAUUUUUGUUUCCGUGUAAUCCGAAAAUGCUACAAGAUAAUGGAUCUGAUAGAGUUUAUAAUGCAAUUCUCUUGUUACAAACUGAUCCAUCUGUCCAGAGAUUAGUAAAAUCGUUAUCAACCGAUGAGGCUGUUUGGGAAGCUGUUCUGAACAAUGAAGUUGUUCAAGAGCUCAGGGAGACGGUAUCUGCAAAUCAAGAGCACAAACUUCGGAGUCUAGAUGAGAUUGCUAAUGAUGACCCCGAUAAGUCAACAAAUGUGUUGAUUUCGCUGUUAAAUACUGCCAGAACCAAAUUCAUGGAUGUAAUCGAGAAAACUACCAAGAUUCUGAUCAAUCUUUUUCAACAAUCAUCAAACAAGACAGGCGCCCAUACAGAAGAUUCUCAGCCCUUUAUUGGGAUGCUGGGUGCCGCUUUCAUGCUUUCGAUCAUGAUCUUGUUGAUUGUGGUGGUGCGUCGUGUUCAAAGAUGAUUACGCCCGACGUCGUGAAGACCAUGAUCUUGUUGAUUGUGGUGGUGGGUCGUGUCCAAAGAUAGGGCACAAUAUACAUUACCAGACAAUUCUUCUGGACUCUUGGGUUAUUUUGCACAUGCAAAACUUUCUAAAUGUGACUCUAUGUUUUUGGUCCUUUUGGCAUAUAGUUCUAUUGGUAAAUUAUCACAUGGAGUAGUUCUCUAAUCCUAAACUAUCUGUCAAGUUUAAUUUGGUUUUCAUUCCUCAAAAUUAAUGCAAUAUAAAAGAACUUGGUCGUGCGUAGUUAUUUCUCA
This is a messenger RNA of Lathyrus oleraceus (garden pea), 1231 nucleotides long. RefSeq lists its product as uncharacterized. Bases 168 to 935 code for a protein of 255 amino acids. The transcript has 4 exons. NCBI's taxonomy places the organism in Eukaryota, Viridiplantae, Streptophyta, Magnoliopsida, Fabales, Fabaceae. The record is from RefSeq and is a predicted model, not a curated record.